AUCAUCUGUUAACUUACGAUCGAUAUAACAAAAUAAAUAAUAAGUAAGGUAACUACCAUAGUAAAAACUUCUACCUUCUAAUGUUUCUCACAGGGUCUUCGAUUAUCCGUGGCAUUACCGCAUUCGCCAAUCGAGCGUCAGCGCGAGCACUUCACAUUUCACAAUUAAGCAUGGCACCAAUUAAGGUCGGGGAUCAGCUGCCUGCUGCUGAUUUAUUCGAAGAUUCUCCCGCUAAUAAAGUGAAUAUUUGUGAGUUGACGGCGGGAAAGAAGGUUGUAUUAUUUGCGGUGCCGGGCGCCUUCACCCCGGGAUGCUCUAAAACACACUUGCCGGGAUACGUACAGAACGCAGAUAAACUGAAAUCGGAUGGAGUUGCUGAAAUAGUGUGCGUGUCUGUUAAUGACCCGUAUGUGAUGGCGGCUUGGGGAGCUCAGCACAACACCAAAGGAAAGGUGCGUAUGCUAGCCGAUCCCAGCGGCAACUUCAUCAAGGCUUUGGACCUGGGCACCAAUCUGCCGCCGCUCGGGGGUUUCCGCUCCAAAAGGUUCUCCAUGGUCAUUGUUGACAGCAAGGUCCAAGAUCUGAAUGUGGAGCCCGAUGGCACCGGCCUGUCUUGUUCUCUCGCCGAUAAGAUCAAAGUGAAGUAGGCAGUGUGUAAUAUCGCAUUGCAAAAUUGAAUAACAUAAAAACGAAAUUAAGGCGAUUUUAACCUCAUUUGUGACUUUUCUUAACUUAUUUUUUUCUCGCGGUGUUUAAGAUACUUAGUAAAUUGAGGUAAAGGCUGUAUUGAAUGUUACCAACGCACAGUCGAAAUGCCAAGAAAAUUGUAGGGAAAUCGGCAUUAAUUCUCGUUUUCAUGUUAUUUUUCUGCUUCGGUUGUUUUAGUUGAGCAAUCUUACGUAUAAGGCAACGCUAUUAAUCAAUCGAACACAUCUCACUAUGGAUUUGAAUAGAAUAGUUUGAGAUCUUUUAGAUUUGCUAUUUAUGUAACUAUAAACUUCGAAUAUGUAUAAUAAUAACAUUUUUGCUGUUGCAUUUAAUAUCUCUUGUUAAGUUUUUGUCAAAAUUAGAAAGUUUUAAAAAUUACGUCUUUCACUAUUCAUGUAAUUACGAAAAGCGGCGCAAAGAGCCAAAUCAAAAAAAAACAUUUCGUGCGAACUCACGAGUGAGUAAGAUCCCAUAUCAGUAAAAUGUGAUUUUAUAAUUAUAGCUUUACACGAUUAGUCUGUCGGCACUCUUUGUGAUAUGGUAAACAAUCAAUAUAAUAAAUAGAAACUAUUGUCAUAUAA
Messenger RNA from Bombyx mandarina (wild silkworm), 1289 nucleotides. RefSeq names its product Peroxiredoxin 5 (gene Prx5). The record is from RefSeq and is a predicted model, not a curated record. Gene Ontology annotation, cellular component: peroxisome; mitochondrion; cytoplasm. Gene Ontology annotation, biological process: cellular response to oxidative stress; cell redox homeostasis; hydrogen peroxide catabolic process. Gene Ontology annotation, molecular function: thioredoxin peroxidase activity. Lineage: Eukaryota; Metazoa; Arthropoda; Insecta; Lepidoptera; Bombycidae.